This is a messenger RNA of Dalotia coriaria, 3841 nucleotides long. It is a transcript of the gene alpha-Man-IIa, whose product is annotated as alpha-mannosidase 2. Bases 323 to 3646 code for a protein of 1107 amino acids. Gene Ontology annotation, molecular function: carbohydrate binding; alpha-mannosidase activity. The transcript has 9 exons. Gene Ontology annotation, cellular component: Golgi membrane. Gene Ontology annotation, biological process: protein deglycosylation; mannose metabolic process; N-glycan processing. Lineage: Eukaryota; Metazoa; Arthropoda; Insecta; Coleoptera; Staphylinidae. The record is from RefSeq and is a predicted model, not a curated record.
CCACCUGUAAUCUUCUACUGCUGCUUCCAAAUAGGACUACUAGCGCGACAAACACUCGCUGUCGUUCAUGUAAAUCUGUCAGUUAUCAGAUGUUUGCCGGUGGUACCGUAGCUUCUUCAGCACAUACAGUGUAGCUGCAGGGUUUUUCUGAUCCAAGCAGGCCAUUUGAUUACAAUCCCUCUUUUGGAAUUCUUAACACAUUUAUGAACCUAAAUCAUAUCUCUGUUAGCAAGGCUAACAGGGAAUCUUCAUUGCUUCUGAACAGCUGGUCAAAUGAUUGAUUACACUCUUGGAUAACUUGAAUCAAAACAUUUUAUGCAAAAUGAAGCUGAAGCAAAUGUUGGCAAUCUGUGGUGGCAUUGUAGUAGCAUCAAUCUGUUUUCUCUUGUAUUUAACUAUGGACAUGGCCAUAUUUCCAACAAAAAGUGCAACAAUUCAGCAGGAAUUCCAAAAUAAUCAAUGGCUGCACUUCGAAAAUCGUUUAAAAAAGCUAGAGUCAAGUCUGAAUAAGAAUCAUAAUGAUGUUGGUGAAAUUAAGCAGGCAAUUAGGCAAAUAAUUGCUCCAGAAGACAGCCACCCAUUAGGAAAUAUACAGGAAGGCCCAGAGGAAGUAAAACAUGAUUUUCCACCAGCAUCUGCAAUAAUUUACAAUCAAACAUGUUCAAUUAGUUUACAUCAGACACCAAAGAAUCAUGUUCAAAUGCUGGAACUAUAUGAGGAUAUUAAAUUUGAUAAUCCUGAUGGUGGAGUAUGGAAACAGGGAUGGAAAAUUGAGGUGAAUGACAAUUACUGGAAUAAACAGAAUAAAUUGAAAGUUUUUGUUGUACCUCAUUCACACAAUGAUCCUGGGUGGAUUAGAACUUUUGAGGAAUACUACUUGUCACAAACUAAGCACAUUCUCAACAACAUGCUGGAAAAAUUACAAGAAGAUCCUAGAAGGAAGUUUAUUUGGGCAGAGAUUUCAUUCUUUGCAAUGUGGUGGGACGAGUUGGAUAAUACAGCUAAGAAUAUUGUUAAAAGGCUUGUACAUUCAAAUCAAUUAGAAAUCGUCACGGGUGGCUGGGUGAUGAACGACGAGGCAAACUCACAUUGGCUCUCUAUUGUACACCAACUGACGGAGGGCCAUCAAUGGUUACAGCGCAACUUGAAUUACACGCCUACGAGCAGUUGGUCCAUCGACCCGUUUGGUAUGAGCGCCACACAACCUCUAUUGCUGAACAAAGCUGGCAUAUUGAAUUCGCUUAUACAGCGUGUGCACUACUCUGUGAAGAAGAAGCUAGCUUUGGAGAAACAGCUUGAAUUCCGAUGGAGGCAGAUGUGGGACAGCAAGGGAUCAACGGACGUUUUCACCCACAUGAUGCCUUUCUACUCCUAUGACGUGCCACACACUUGCGGCCCGGAUCCGAAAAUCUGCUGCCAAUUUGACUUUAAACGCUUACCGAACCACGGGUUGAAGUGUCCGUGGCACAUACCGCCAGUGGAAAUCAAUGAUAGGAAUGUGGCUGAACGUGCUGAAACACUUUUGGACCAAUACAGAAAAAAGUCGCAGUUAUAUAAGACAAACGUGGUGUUGGCGCCGCUCGGCGAUGAUUUUAGGUACGACCAUUCGACCGAAUGGGAUGUGCAGUACAACAACUACCAGAAGUUAUUUGAUCACAUGAAUGCCAAUCUCGGCCUACACGUGCAUGCGCAAUUUGGAACGCUUACAGACUAUUUCAAUGCAGUGCAGAAGGAAAAGUCUUUAGGCGAGUUCCCUUCACUGUCCGGCGAUUUUUUCACGUAUGCAGAUAGAGAUGAUCAUUAUUGGAGUGGUUAUUACACAUCACGUCCGUUUUAUAAACGGAUGGAUCGCGUGCUUCUGCAAUAUAUUCGAUCCGCUGAGAUUAUUCUAUCUUUGGCGCAUAUUAGUGGUCUACCCGGAAGUCGCUUGAUUGCUGAAAAGGAAAAUAAUUUGGAUCGUGCCCUGACUGAGGCAAGACACUCUUUAGCUUUGUUUCAACAUCACGACGGCAUUACUGGAACAGCUAAAGAUGCCGUCGUCAACGAUUACGGACAAAAAAUGAUGGACGCGAUUUUAAGCUGCCAGAGUGUCAUUCAACAAAGUGCAAAUUUGCUACUUGCAGGGCCCGGCGCUGAUGACCCUACCACCGAUACAAUUUUCUACAACAUUGACGAUGUCAAACAAACACAGGAUACUCUAUCAGAACAAUACACCAUUACCAUUGGCUUGGAGUUGAACACGAAGAAGAUUGUUAUUUUUAAUUCACUUACGAUCAAUCGACACGAAGUUGUUACUCUAAUCGUAUCGACGGCGAACGUUGAGGUCUUGGAUCAACGCGGCGCGCCGGUCGUUUGUCAAGUGGCACCAAUAUUCGAGCAUGUUUAUUCGCUGUCUACUUCCAAGUAUCGCGUUUCGUUCAUUGCAAAAGUCCCAGCGUUAAGUCUUACUAGUUACGUCAUUCGUGCACUCUCUGAUAAUGAAAUACCUCGCGGAACCAUUACGUCAAAAGUAAAGGUUUACAAUUUGUACGCAGAACUGCAGAAACCGCGCGGAUUUGAAAACAUUAAUGUUUCACCAAGUGCAAGUGAGUUUUCCAUUCAGAAUUCUCGCAUUGUUGCCUCAUUCAACAAAUUAGGCCUGUUGAAAGCAUUGAAAACCGGCAAACAUACUUAUCCGGUACACUUAGAUUUCGCCCGGUAUGGAGCACGUCGUACCAACGAGCGAAGUGGCGCAUAUUUAUUUUUACCUGAUGGUGAUGCCGUCCCACUGAAAAUUGAAAGUACUGUGGUUAAAGUAAUUGAAGGUCCCCUUUAUUCGCAAGUUAUUGUGGUGAUUCCCUAUGUGGUUCAUACUGUCACAUUGUACAACACGACCGGUGCGGAUGGACUCGGACUGGAAAUUCAAAAUAUCGUUGAUAUUUCGAAAACUUCCAACUUUGAGUUAGUGAUGCGCUUUGCGACUAAUAUCAAAAACAAUGAUUUGUUUUAUUCUGAUUUAAACGCGUAUCAGGUGGUCAAGCGAAAACGCUUUAAGAAGUUACCGCUGCAAGCGAAUUACUAUCCUAUGCCAUCGAUGGCAUAUAUUGAAGAUAAAAUUACUCGCCUGACGUUGUUGACGGCGACUUCAUUGGGAGUUAGUUCAUUGCGCGAUGGGCAUAUUGAGGUAAUGCUUGAUCGAAGAUUGAAUCAAGACGACAAUCUGGGUUUGGGGCAAGGCGUGCUUGAUAACAAACUCACCCGACACCUGUUCCGUAUACUCGUAGAACGAAAAACACAACCGUGUCAGGCCCAGUCUGAAGAUCAUCCUUCCGGUUUUCCUACAGCAUUGGCGCACAUUGCAUCUGAAACCUUGCAGAACCCUCUCCUGCGUUUACUCCGUACGGAGGAUGAAGAUACGGUGUCGCAUUCCAGCUAUUCUCACACUAGUGCUGAAUUUGGCAUUGAUUAUGUUCUGGCAGCGCUUAAAACUGGAAUAUUUGUUAAGAACAAGGAAUACGUCGGAAUGAUAUUGCAUCGCAAACAUUUGGACACGUGUUUUAUGGAUCAGAAAUCUCUGGAGCAGUUUCCCUCAGCCAUGGAACUGUUAAUAUUAAAAAUAUACUACCAACGUCAUCAACGAAUUCCAAACUCAACAAAGCUACACUGACAUUCCUCGAAAUUUUGGAGUCUAUCGACGUUGCGAGUGACAUUAGCUUGUGUCCUAUGGACGUACAAGCUUAUUUAUUACAUCGGUAAGUAUUUAUAUGUACUUUUACAAAAUCUACUGUAUUUAUUAUACCAAAUGUGUUUAGUUAGGUGCAAUUAUUGAUUAUAAAAUAAUAAAAGUAACUGUGUUAAUAAA